This is a messenger RNA of Rhizoctonia solani, 1104 nucleotides long. Its product is annotated as TLC domain protein. NCBI's taxonomy places the organism in Eukaryota, Fungi, Basidiomycota, Agaricomycetes, Cantharellales, Ceratobasidiaceae. Bases 1 to 1104 code for a protein of 367 amino acids. Gene Ontology annotation, molecular function: sphingosine N-acyltransferase activity. The record is from RefSeq and is a predicted model, not a curated record. Gene Ontology annotation, biological process: ceramide biosynthetic process. Gene Ontology annotation, cellular component: membrane. The transcript has 12 exons.
AUGGCGACUACCAAGGCGCCAGAUGCAAACGGUCACACGCCAUCGCCAGAAGACAAUCGUUCGAUAUUGACCAUGUAUUACCAAGAUAUCACCACGCUAGACUGGAUAAAAUGGCCUAGCUCGUCGUUUAGGUUGAUGGCUCUCCCGGUUUUACUCUCUCUCAACUGGAAAAUCAUAGGCACAUCUCACAAAAAUCCGUUCUCUUCCUUAAUCUUUAUCUCCAAUCCCGUCAAGACACGACCAGACGGGCAGGUCCUGUAUGCCAAGAGUUAUGCGGCACGUCACUUCCUUAUUCUCAAAUUCACCCGCUUUAUACGUCAAUUCCUCCAUCUAUAUGGCUUGCAUCCUCUUGCAAAGCGCCUGGGAUUGCGAGGAAGCAAGCAGGAGCGAUUUGUUGAACAAGCAUAUUCGUUCUUGUACUACGGCUCGAUGGGGAUCUUUGGACUGUUCGUCAUGCGUGAACUGCCGACGUGGUGGUACAAAACCGAACACUUUUGGCUCGAAUAUCCCCAUUGGGAGAUGACUGCUCGCAUGAAGUAUUACUACCUACUCCAAACUGCGUAUUGGACUCAACAACUAUUCGUUCUGGUCCUCAAGAUCGAAAAACCUCGCAAGGACUACACCGAGCUAGUGAUUCAUCACGCUGUUACUAUUUGGUUGAUUGGCUGGAGCUAUCUCAUCAACUUGACCUGGAUCGGAAAUGCUGUGUUCGUGACUAUGGACUGGAGCGACGUUUUUCUUGCGAUCUCUAAAGUCUUGAAUUACCUUGACAUGGAAAUACCUAAAACAAUCGCAUUCAUUUGGUUUACUAUUGUUUGGACGUACACCCGACACUACUUGAACUUGCGUAUCAUCUGGUCAGUCUGGAACGAGUUCUGGCUGAUCAAACCUGAGAAUAUGAUGUGGGACCGUGCAAGAGGAGUAUGGCUCGCUCCUUGGAUGAGAUACCAGGUCUUUGCACCAUUAGUCGCUCUUCAAGCAGUCAAUCUAUUUUGGUAUUGGAACAUUUGGCGUAUUAUUAUUACUACGGUUGUAUUCAAAAAGGAUCUCGACGACGACCGAUCAGAGCACGGGGACGACGAGCCCAAAGAAAAGGAGGAAUAG